GCUGCUGGCAGCAGCCUAGAAGACACGAUACCCCUGCCUGCAGCACUCUGCUGCUGCCUCCGGCUUCUGUUCGUCAUAUUGCAGCCAAACAGGCAGAGACUGCUCACAACUUUCCCUCGCCGUUCGUCUCGUCUCGUCUCAUUGCUCCCUCCGCGUCGCCUGCCUGGUAGCCAGGGUGUGGUGGGGUUGAAGAGGAUGACUCGUUGCCAACGGUCAAAAAGAAAUCCAUCUACUCGUACAGGUGCAUUGGACUCUUCUCCCCUUCUUCCUCCACUCACUCCAUCUUUUCAUCGUCUCUACUGACAUUUUCGAGUGAGAACUGCUGUUCUUCCACUACUUGUUGUUCCUUUGACGUACAUCUCUGCGGCCUUCCUUCGUUUCGGCACACGCACUCUCGGCGAGCAAAUCAAGACUGCACACGACUACGACGUCAGCCAAAACGAACCUGGGAUUGUGUCGGACCUCUUUUCGCGCAUACUCCGCAGCCAUACAACUAUACAGACUGGGCGUACAACGCUGCGCAUCAGCGGCUUGGUGCAGUAUUUCUACAAACAUAUUGGCACAACACUUGGGAGGUGAAACAUAGCUGCGGCAAUACCAAGCUGAGGCCGUUCAGUCCACCCAGUAAACCCUCCGAGGUCUGGGUGACCAAGUUGGCCGAGGGAAUCGAAAUGGCAUCCCUUCAGGACGAGUCGGACUGAAGAGUUAAGACCAAACCACACGAGACAAGUCAAUUUUGACUCACCGCGCCAGUUCCAUUCACGGAAUGUCAAAGGUUUUAAAGAACGUUACCUGCAGAAAGUGUCUGAGAAAACAGGAAACACUCAAAAACCAACAACCGAACAAUUGAAUAACUUUCGCCCCACGAAACAGUGCGGAACGAGCCUCCAGCCACGACCCGCGCCUAAGAGUUGGCUUAUCCUUGCGGCCAAGGGGAGAGAAACACGGGCUCUCCUCGCUUAUUAGUCGAUCAAGUACUUGGUGACCAGGUUUUGGAGGCCCUCCUUAAGUCACUCCACCCAGAACGAUCGGCCUCCUCUACACUCUACGAGUAGCACUCAGGACGACAUUCCUGACCAGACAUCACUACAAAUAGCAUUAACCUCCUCCCACUCAAAUACAACCAUCUUUCACCACCGCGUCCAUGCCAGAUAUUGAACGGCGCCGUCCUCGAGUAGCCACAGUUGAGGAUUGGGACGAAGAAGCUCAGACAACCCUCCCUGGCUCUCGAACUUCUGCCAAUGUUGCCAUUAAACGAUCCCAACAAGAGUUGAGUGCUCUGCAAGAGCAGAAAUCAUCUCACGAUGGUUUCGACUCAGGAUACGUUAGUCGAGCCGACACCUUGGUCAGCGAGUCUUCUACUCUCUCACGGCGCAAGAUGCCAGAACUGAAGCUCGACACGGCUGCCGUCCCAGAAAGGGCACGGCAACCUUAUCAUGUACCUUUCUCAGCACCUGGUAAACCUGUAUCACGUCGCAAGUCUGGAUCUCACAGCAAAGAGGUUCCUGUAGACCAGCUUCGGCCCGCCAAAGCCAAGUCAUUCGUGCACCAGCCCGGCGCCUGCUGGGUGUGUGACCAAUAUGGCAAGCAUAUUGAUAUAAAGCAAGAGAUGUCUCGGGCGUCAAGCGUGGCUCCUCCGCCACCUUCUUCAAAGACAACCAGGCAGACUGCGCCGCGAAGCGCAAAGGAUGACGACGCUCUACCUGUUAGAUCAAGACGCGUCUCUACGUCCAGGCAACCAAGGCCGCUGAGCAUGAUGCCCCAAGCAAUUCCCCUUCAGUACAUGAGCUAUGGUCCGCCUGUCGCUACAUCUGGCUGGGGCACACCAAUCACGCCCUCUAUCCCUUAUAAUUCCGUCCCAUAUGCAUACCCUCCGCCAUCGCCCAUGCCUGGCACCUCCUUUGCUCCCUUCCCGCAAAUGCCACCCUAUAUGGACGUUGCACCUCCUUCGGAACCCCAUUCAGCCAGAGCAAGUCGUCGCUCGAGUCCAGCCCGAAGAUCAUCUACGUACGGAGACCCAGUAAUCAGGCAGACCUACGCUGAUACUGGCACGACUAAUCUGGAGAAGGUCUCCUCAAAGGAGAACCGACCAGUACUGACUUCUCGGAGAUCAAGCCGAGUUAUGGACGAAGAUCGAAUCAGUAUGCCGCCACCGCCUCCACCGCCUCCGCAACCGAAGCCCCAACCGUCUGAGGUUGUUCUUGUGCGCCGGCCUAGCGCUCGGAGGUCUAAAACAUACCACCCUACAGAAGCUCCUCUGAGGGAGCGCUUUUACGAACCAGACGACGAUUUUGACGUUCCAGACUCUCGACCACCUCUUUCACCCAUGAGGUCACGGCGAGAGUCUCACUCCCCAUCUCGACCUCCGACUUCAUAUAGGGGCCCUUCGAAUAUCGAGGCCCGCGAUCGGCCUGGUCUUCCCAGAAAGUCCGUGUCGUACUCUACACCGACAGCCACCACAAAGGUUGCUUCCAGCAAGGCCGGUGCAACUCCUCGUCGAACUACAAUGCCAUCAUCCAUUAUACCCCUUGAGCAGAAAGAACUUGAGGCCGAACAAUACCAAAAUAGAAGGAGUAAGACCUCAAGUGAAUUGACUGCCGAGGCUCUUCGAGAUCUGAACAAACGAAACUCGAGCUCAAGAUCUGAGACUGGUAGUAGCUAUAGCCAUAAAAGCCACCAGUCUUCGUCAAAGGACUCCUCGGGCCGUGGUAGAAGCCACACAAGCGGGACGAGAACUAGCAUCACUCUUCCUGGAGGCCUCAACAUAGGCAUUCCAACUGAUUACAUGGACAAGGAGGGUCGGCCACUCAGCAUCAGCGUUGGCGGUCUUGUCCUGUCGGUGGGCACCGAGGGUAAGGAGGUGCCUAGGGUGAGAGAACAAAAAAGGAUUGAAAGGGCACCAAGUGAGGCUAGUCGCGCAUCUCGUAAGAGCAUGUCCAGCAACAUGUCUAGUCGGGAUCCAGUUCAUCCCUCGCGGCGACUUUCUCAUAUUGAAGACCGCGUCCCAAGCUUGAAAUCAAGCGCACAGCCCAGUCGGGCUCCAAGCGUCAAUGGCCGUGGCUAUGAUUACCGACGGCAGAGUGUUGACUAUGGCAAGAACAUUGACGAUGCCGUUUAUGGAGCAUGACCUUGAGAGGUGCAAAUGCAGUGCUCGCAUCUCAAAAUCCUUUACAUUGCUGUAGUCUCAUUAUGGGCGGUUAUCUCUUUGUCUUGCUUUUUUUGCUUUUCUGACUUGUCGUUUUCCUAUAACGAGGGCCUCAUCUCCUUUCGAGUUGGGGGACAACGCAUGCGAUGACCUAUGAAUAUGAUAGUCUCCUAUGUUCUUACUGUGUGUACUGUUCUACUGGAUGAUGGCCUUUUUUUUCAACACGGCCCAAUCGUCUACACAUUUCGGGCAUGGAAUGAUUUGUUUUGCGGAAUUCUUCUUCAAUUUCUUCCCUAAAAGCAGAUGCGCCUACAAAAGCUCACGACACCAAAAAGAGUCAAGGGUGGACAUCGAGAGUACCCAAAAGUUGGGGCCGGCAGAACUGCUUGAAAGUUUUCUUAUUGAACAUUUUGUUGAAGAUGUUUAUGACAUUCUGGUUGCCUCCGAGGAAGUUAAGAUGCCUCGUCAUGUUGUUGUUUUGAAGCUUCAGCAAACAAGCAAGCGAGCAAGCGAAGGAAACGAACAAGCCUUGAAAUUGUCUUGGGAAAAUAAGAAUUUCCUCCGUACUUGAUCUCGACGAGACCACUCCUUUUUUUUUGUGUAUGUACCUUGCACUGAUUUUGUUUCUUUUUGUUGGUUUUGAGAUUACCUUAUACUCUUAUCGUAUCCCGUUUUUCUUUGGAAAGUGACCAGAGAUUGAGAUGAUGAUGAUGAUGAUGGUCGAUGAUACCUUUCUUGAGAGGAUUGGGGGAAUCGUCGAGAUUUGAGACUCGACCGACCAUGCUGGUUUCAUGGUUUGAGUUGGG
This is a messenger RNA of Exophiala oligosperma, 3951 nucleotides long. RefSeq lists its product as uncharacterized. The record is from RefSeq and is a predicted model, not a curated record. NCBI's taxonomy places the organism in Eukaryota, Fungi, Ascomycota, Eurotiomycetes, Chaetothyriales, Herpotrichiellaceae. The transcript has a single exon. Bases 1145 to 3127 code for a protein of 660 amino acids.